UAAAAAACGAGAAAAACUCAUUUAUCAUUUCUGAUCUAAUCCAAUAGUAGUGUCACCGGUGACUGAACUUCUUUAUCGACGACGGAAGGAGAGAAUCGUAACACUGAACCAAAUUCGAUACGCGAAACCCUAACAAUGGCGUUCGAGAUACCACUGGAUCAGAUAAAGCAGUUACAGAUCCUGCUACGCAAAGAGGCCAACCUCUCCUGGUACCAACCGGAGAAAGACGAAAAUCUCCCCCUCCCGAAGCUAACUUCCGUCGCAGAAACUGUCUCCAAACUCGAUCCCUCAGCACCUUACCUCCGCUGUAAGAAUUGCAAUGGCAGACUCCUCCGUGGCGUCCAGUCCUUCAUCUGCGUCUUUUGCGGCACAAAUCCUCACAAAGACCUUCCUCCCGAACCUAUCAAAUUUAAGAACUCUCUCGGGUAUCAUUGGUUGCUCGAAUCCCUUCAACUUGAUGGAUCGGAGAUGGUGGUACCAGUGGUGGAAGAACAUGCAUCAAAUAGAGCAAGGAGUGAGUUAAAAGAUGAGAUUCCGUUAUCUGAACUACUAGAUUUGGAAAUUCGAUGGCCUUCUGAGGCUGAGAGAAUUCUGUCGAGUAACUCAGAUUCGGCAGCACUUCUGGGGGAAAGUUCAUUGGAUUUGGCUGGUGUUGAUCUUGAUUGUUUUUUCGAUCGGAGGGAAUCUGAUUCCAAUGUGUCUGAGGAGAAUUCGACCGCUGAAAAACACGUAGGUGCUGCUUCAGAAAACAAUUUCCAAGCUAAUGAGAAUCUUAGUUUGUUUCAGAAUGUCCAAGCUUCGGAGGCAUCAGGAUGGUCUGUAGAAGAUCAGAGUGGUGAUUCCUUUUCGGGUUGGGAGGCCAACUUCAAGUCUGCUAGUUCUGGUCCUGUUCACGUUGAGUCGAAGUCGGUCGAUCAUUCUAAAGUUGAAUUGGAUACAGUAUCUAUAUAUGGUAAAGAUUCUGUUGGUGUAAAGAAGAAUGAUGAUUUCAAUCCUUCAGCAUCCAGUGAAGAUGAUUGGUUUCAGGGUGAUAGAUUCAGAACUUCUGACUCAAAGAUAGAUGGCCAUUCUGGGAAGUCGGAAACGACCAUGGAUUUUCAUAAUACAAAAACAGCAGAAAUUGACAAUGGUUCUUCAAAUAGAAAUUUGGACUGGAUGCAAGAUGAUCAAUGGCAAAUGAGUGACACCAAGAUACCUGAUAUUGUGGCUGCCGAUGAAGAAGAUGAUUCAUGGAAUGAUUUUACUGGCUCAGUUAGAACACAAGAUCCUUCUGGUAUUAUUUCCAGCUCAAAGAUAACUGCCCAGACUGGAAAUUUGGAAUUUUCUGCAGAUCUGUCUGAUAUGAAAACAGCAGAGGGUGCUAAUAGUUCUUCUAACAGGGACUUUGACUGGAUGGAAGAUGACCAACAACAAGAUAAUAAUAACAAGACAACCGAUAAUGUCAGUACUGAUGAAGCUGCUGAUUCAUUUGAUGCAUGGAAUGAUUUCACUGGCUCAGCCACUACACAAUAUUCUUCCCACAGUGUUUCCAAUUCCGAGAUAACUGACCAGACUGGGAAAUUUGAAAAGAAUGAAGAUCCUAAUAAUACAAAUAUUGCAGAAAGUGCUGUUGGUUCAUCUAGUAAUUUUGACUGGAUGCAAAAUGACCCAUGGCAGGGGAGCAACAACAAGGCAGCUGGUAUUAUGACUACUAAUGAAGUUACUAAUUCAUUUGAUGCAUGGAAUGAUUUUACGAGUUCAGCCAUUUCACAAAAUCCUUCCAGUAGCAUUGCACACUCUGAGAUAAAAGACCAGGCUGGUAUAUCUGAAAUUCCUGCUGAUCUUCAUGAUACCAAAACAGAGAGUGCUAAUGCUUCUACAGUUAAAAGUUUUGACUGGAUGCAAGAUGAGCAAUGGCAAGUUAGCAGUAACAAACCAACCGAUAUUAUGAAUACUAAUGAUAUUACCGAUUCAUUUGAUGUUUGGAGUGGCUUUAGUAGCUUGACCACUAGACUAGAAGAUCCUUUCAGCAAUAAUCCUUUACAAGCUGUGAAUCAAAAUCAUUCUGAAAAGACCUUUGAAAUGGAUUUAUUCGGAUCAUCAAACAACUCACAUGAUAUGGACUUCAGUAGAUUUUCACAACAUGAUAUUUUAGGACAGUUUGAUAAUCAACUGAGUUCUUCUGCAGCAACUGAUACACAACCUGCAGCUGCUUCUUCAAACAGGGUGGCUGAUGUAGAUACCAUGAGACAAACCCCAAGAGAUGUUUCCACUGCAGAAGUAGGGUCAAAAGAUGACUUAGAGAUAUUGAUGUCACAGAUGCAUGAUCUCUCCUUUAUGCUUGAGAGCAAUAUUUCAUUUCCUCCAAAAUGAGAUGCACCUACGUUAUUUUUGUCAUAAUUCACGUUCAGUCAUUCUACAUCUCAAUAUUAAGAUUAAUUUUGUAAUCUGUGGCACAGUUCUUCUCCUUUCAUUGUAUCUUUUUUCUUUAAUGUAAAGGUCGGGGAUAUGGUUUUAAUUCCACUCUUUGAUAUUUUCUUCCUUUUUUGGGUGGAAUUCCUAAAUUAGUUUUUGAUUGUAAAUCAAGCAUGUUGGUGUUGUGUUGUUUUAUGGAACGCAACUACUUACAUUAGCAUUUGGGGGAGAUAAUUAUUACUUUGGUACCAGUGAGUACAAUAAUAUUGUAAUAGUGUCAUAAAACCUGGUUAGGACCGCCAAGUUGGAUCAGUCCAACUGGAAACUGGUCAUAUGGCCAGUCCGAGUUGUUUUUUGGUUUUUUUUUAUGCACUCUGUGCUUACACUUCUUGUGAAACAUAUUCUUUUUAGCUGCGUUAGUCUUAUCUCUUCAGACUGCUAUUCAAAUCUUCACCUUUACCUAAAGAAAAUGGUCAGAUCAAUCAUAGUUAAAGGAGGAGUUUCACUGUUGAUCUGAAACCUGCUAUAUUCUCAUCAUUUGUGUGGUGCUUUAUCUCUUGAAGAAGUUUGCUGGAAGUUUAUAAUGAUUAUUAAUUUUGACA
Messenger RNA from Cicer arietinum (chickpea), 2996 nucleotides. RefSeq lists its product as uncharacterized. The record is from RefSeq and is a predicted model, not a curated record. Lineage: Eukaryota; Viridiplantae; Streptophyta; Magnoliopsida; Fabales; Fabaceae.